Molecule: messenger RNA, 629 nt
Organism: Plectropomus leopardus (leopard coralgrouper)
Lineage: Eukaryota; Metazoa; Chordata; Actinopteri; Perciformes; Serranidae
Source: RefSeq, a predicted model, not a curated record
GCUCUGUGUCUGUCAGACGGUGGCUCAGUGGAGGAAGGCGGGGUACCAGGAGAUGGCGGAGUACGAGAACUUCAGACACCUCCUUCAGGCUCCGGUAGACGACGCUCAGGAGCUGCUGCACACUCGCUUUCCGAUGCCCAGAUACAUCGACACUGAGCACGGAGGCAGCCAGGCUCGCUUCCUGCUCUCCAAAGUUAACCCCUCACAGACCCACAAUAACAUGUACGCCUGGGGACAGGACACUGGAGCUCCUAUCCUCACAGACGAUGUCAGCCUGCAGGUGUUCAUGGAUCACCUGAAGAAACUGGCUGUCUCCAGCGCCGCCUGAGCUCACCUGACCCCCCUGACUCCUCCCCUGUCCUCUCGUGUGUCUCCUCCUCUGUCUCCUCCCGUGUCCACACCAUUUAUUCAUUUGUUUUGCUUUUGCUGCCUGAGUUACGAUGACAAACAUUAACUAAAUAACAAGCACAGCCGUCAGCCUUCAUCAGCCAAUCAUCAUCACAGCCAACACCCGCGAGCUCUAAACCCUGAGCGCGGACUGAAGGCUGCUGCGUCACAUUUCUCUCUUUGACUUUGUAACGUCUUGAAAUGAUAAUUAUUAUUAUUAUAUCGGUGUUCAUCACCUGACG